Molecule: messenger RNA, 3252 nt
Organism: Pogona vitticeps (central bearded dragon)
Lineage: Eukaryota; Metazoa; Chordata; Lepidosauria; Squamata; Agamidae
Source: RefSeq, a predicted model, not a curated record
CGUGCGGGAACUGUAACUGCAUUUUUAGUUCCUCUUUGCAGCUGUUUCGGGAGGUUUCUUUUGGGGGCGGAGAAAAAGCAGAGUCUGGGAUUUAAAAGAGGUUUUAAAAGAGCGGAGAAAGACGAAUUCGUGGCGGUUGAGAAGCCCUCCGGGUUUUGCUCGUGUUAUGUCGAGGUCUUAGAACUAAAUCGACUCAGUGAUAAGCACUGAAGCAGGAUUACUCUCCUUUCGGAGGAAGAUGGCUUCUGAGGAGUCCAGGCCUCUUUUGAGCCCCACUGCGGCGGAGGCAGAAUUGCCUAGCAGCGAGAGACGCUCCCAAGUGGAAGAUUAUCUCAGAAAGGUUCAAAACCGGAACCUCUACCUGGCCACGUUUGCGGCCGUCCUGGGCCCCCUAAGCUUCGGGUUCGCCCUGGGCUACAGCUCGCCGGCCAUUCCGAGCCUAAAGAGAAGCGGCAAUCCGGAAUUAAGGCUGGACGAUAGCCAAGCUUCAUGGUUUGGGUCUAUAGUAACUCUGGGGGCUGCAGCUGGCGGGAUUCUGGGCGGAUACGUCGUGGACAAAGUCGGCCGGAAGCUUAGCCUGAUGUUCUGCGCGGUCCCGUACGUUCUAGGAUUCACGGUCAUCAUUUCUGCUCAGAAUGUCUGGAUGCUUUACCUGGGCCGGCUGCUGAGUGGCUUGGCCAGUGGCGUCACGUCCUUAGUCGUCCCGGUAUACAUUUCUGAAAUCGCUCACUCCAAAGUUCGCGGGAGGCUGGGGUCCUGCGUCCAACUCAUGGUGGUGACGGGCAUCUUGGGAGCCUACAUGGCAGGCAUGGCAUUGGGGUGGCGCUGGCUGGCGGUCUUCUGCUCCCUCCCGCCAUGCUUCAUGCUGGGGCUCAUGGCGUUCAUGCCGGAGACGCCUCGUUACCUGCUGAGUCGCAACCAGCCGGGGGAAGCGAUGGAGGCGCUCCAGUUCCUGCGGGGCCCCCUGGUGGACCACGGAUGGGAAUGCAGGGAGAUCGAGGCCAAUGCCGACGAACAGGAGACGCUGAGCAUUGCCGAAUUCAAGAACCCGGCCAUUUACAAGCCCUUCUUCAUUGGCAUCACCAUGAUGUUCUUCCAGCAAGUCUCUGGAAUCAACGCCAUAAUGUUCUACGCGGAAACCAUAUUUGAAGUGGCCAGCUUCAAGGAUAGUGGUGCUGCAUCGGUCAUUGUGGGGUCUGUCCAGGUCGUUUUUACAGCAACUGCGGCUCUGGUGAUUGAUAAAACAGGGAGGAGAAUCCUUCUGAUCAUCUCAGGAUUCAUCAUGGCGGCCAGCGCUGCGGUGUUUGGAAUGUAUUUCAAAAUGGCACUCCCAAAUUUCGGCAGUACCUCCCACAAUAACUUCCAGAACUCCCCUCUGGGCAUUGCGUUCGCGGGCGAGGAACACAACCUGGCGUGGCUCGCGGUGUUGAGUCUGUGUUUCUUCAUCAUGGGCUUCGCCUUGCCUUGGUUUGGGAGGAAGACCUCCAUGUUUUAUAUGGAUGUGAAAACACGGUUCUACCUUCCGAAGCAGAGGUCCUCCUCACGCCUUACGGUCCUCCUCACGCCUUACGGUACUUUCUGGCUCUUCUCUGCCAUGUGUCUCCUGAACGUCCUCUUCACGAUCUUCUUCGUUCCCGAAACAAGGGGGAAAAGCCUGGAAGAGAUCGAGGCUUCCUUUCAGAGACCACGUUAGCUGCUGACCAUGUGCUGGACAGUCCCCUUGUCCCUGGGAUUUCAUCAAGGCCACAACACUAGCUGUCCAGGACUGGAUUUCCCAUGAACAAGGAGCCCAAUGCAAAUGAGCCACAUGUCUUGGCCAAGUUUCCGUCUCAUCCCUGUGAUCAAGAAAGAUAAGGGGCGAUGAGAGGUGGGGGGGCAGGUGCGUGGGAACACACACACACACACACACCCCGGAGCAUUACAGGAUUCCACCCUGAGUUUUGGCUCUCAGGGGCUGACGACUCUAUUCCUGCACAUCCGCUUUCGGUUGUAACAGUUACUCGCAUGAGGCUGAGUUAUUAGUUUGGUCUACUUCUUUUUCAAUGGCUCUGCACAACCACUUAAAAUGAGACGCCCGUGUUGCCAAGAAAAAGGGGUUGUGUGUCGGAGAAGGCAUUGCAGUUGCGGGUUGGAUGCAGGGCAGGGAAAACCUUACUUGAUUGCUGCUGAUUAUUUUGAGGACUGAAUGUUUGCCCAUUUAUUUUUUUUCGAAACUGACGUCACUCAAAACCCUCCUGGAGAGAAAUGAACCGAGCACAGCACGGAUGCUUCGAGGGACUCCGCUUUGUCUCAAGCGGCUGCUCGUCGCAGGUUUUAUUCCCCCUUGUCCGGUUUUGAACGUACAAUCCAGAGUGGCGUUUUUGCUGAAAAAGGCAGCUGGAAAAGUUGCCUCCAAAGCGAACGGACUUAAUUGCGGGACGGUGGACUUAAAAGCGACGUACGUACGGGUGAGGCACAAGGGGGCGUUUUCAAGCUGUUGCGUCAGCGAGGAACAUAAGCUGUGUGCCAGGGGCCAAAAUCAAGUUGGUGUAACUCAGGGUCAAGCUGCCCCAACUUAGUCCUUGGCUCAUACUUGGAAUACUCUUCACUCUUUUACAGAAAUACAUACCUCGUGCAUUGCAAAUGACCAUAUCAGGAUCGUCCCAGCUUGUAUGGAAGAAGGCUGCUUUAGGGAGGAGUCAUUUUUCCCCUCUCCUAAGUCGAGAGAUAAGCCUUCAGAAACAUGAUCACCCGUCUCCAGCUGUACCACCCAGAAUCCUUUUUUUUUAAUGGCUGCUAGCUCGAUUCUGUGUUGUGCAGAGGAAUGAGAAACAGUUGACAACUUGAUUUUUGGUUUUCGUAACGGAAUUAAAAAUAAACCCUAACACAGGAUAGAGGUAGUUUAACUCCUUGUCCAGGUCCUUGUGCUAUUUUUCAACUAGAAUAUAACCAACCCACCCCUAAUCCUUUAAAACAUACACCUGGGGGCCAAAUCUGAAAUGCAAUCCACCCUUAUCCCGCUUGGAAUGGUGCUGUUUUGUCUACUACGACUUUGUCACAGGGGCGGACUGAUUUAAUGCGAGAACGCAGACAGACGUUUUCGUUCCAUCCGGAUCAUGUCAGUGUCGUUCAGAGGCAGUAAUUUAUUUUUUUAUUGUGGGGAUGUGGGUUUCCGAAAGGUCAGUUUGCUGCCGCCGUAGAACUCGUAAAGUUUUGUGUGGGGAUGAGCGAUGCUGCCUCUUAUUUCUGGGUCUGCAUUACCUGUAGGUCUCU